Hipposideros armiger (great roundleaf bat) is the source of this 7758-nucleotide messenger RNA. RefSeq names its product protein tyrosine phosphatase receptor type Z1 (gene PTPRZ1). The transcript is spliced from 29 exons. The coding region runs from base 147 to 6935 and encodes 2262 amino acids. NCBI's taxonomy places the organism in Eukaryota, Metazoa, Chordata, Mammalia, Chiroptera, Hipposideridae. Gene Ontology annotation, biological process: peptidyl-tyrosine dephosphorylation. Gene Ontology annotation, molecular function: protein binding; protein tyrosine phosphatase activity. The record is from RefSeq and is a predicted model, not a curated record.
CACACACACACACACACACACACACACACAGAGUCUUCUUACACCAAUCUGUACACUGGAGGAGAAAGCAUUUCCUUGGCACCCCCUCCCUCUGCACCCUGAGAAGCUGAGGAGCCGCGUGGUGGGCGCCCCCGGACCGUCUGGAAAUGCGAAUCCUAACGCGCUUCCUCGCUGGCAUUCAGCUCCUGUGUGUUUGCCGCCUGGAUUGGGCUUAUGGAUACUACAGACAACAGAGAAAACUUGUUGAAGAGAUUGGCUGGUCCUAUACAGUGGAAAUUAAUCUCACUAAUGAUUACCAUCUCAGUGGAGGAGUUUCAGAAAUGGUGUUCAAAGCAAGCAAGAUAACUUUUCACUGGGGAAAAUGCAAUAUGUCAUCUGAUGGAUCAGAACAUAGUUUAGAAGGACAAAAAUUUCCACUUGAGAUGCAAAUCUACUGCUUUAAUGCGGACCAAUUUUCAAGUUUUGAGGAUGCAGUUAAAGGAAAAGGGAAGUUAAGAGCUUUGUCCAUUUUAUUUGAGGUUGGUUUAGAAGAAAAUUUGAAUUACAAAGCAAUUAUUGAUGGAGUCGAGAAUGUUAGUCGUUUUGGGAAACAGGCUGUGUUAGAUCCGUUCAUACUGUUGAACCUUCUGCCAAACUCUACUGACAAGUAUUACACGUACAAUGGCUCGUUGACGUCCCCUCCCUGCACAGACUCUGUUGACUGGAUUGUUUUUAAAGAUACAGUUAGCAUCUCUGAAAGCCAGUUGGCUGUUUUUUGUGACGUUCUUACAAUGCAACAGUCUGGUUACGUCAUGCUGAUGGACUACUUACAAAAUAAUUUCCGAGAACAACAGUAUAAGUUUUCUAGGCAGGUGUUUUCCUCAUAUACUGGGAAGGAAGAGAUUCACGAAGCAGUUUGUAGUUCAGAACCAGAAAAUGUUCAAGCUGACCCAGAGAAUUAUACCAGCCUCCUGGUUACAUGGGAGAGGCCUCGAGUCGUUUAUGAUACCAUGAUUGAGAAGUUUGCAGUUCUGUACCAGCAGUUAGAGGGAGAAGACCAAACCAAGCAUGAAUUUUUGACAGAUGGCUAUCAAGAUUUGGGUGCUAUUCUCAGUAAUUUACUACCCAAUAUGAGUUAUGUUCUGCAAAUAGUAGCCAUAUGCACUAAUGGCUUGUAUGGCAAAUACAGUGACCAGCUGAUUGUCGACAUGCCUUCUGACGACCCUGGUGUGGGAACUUCUAGGGAAAGAAGAGAUAUCCGGCACCAACAGAUUUUCCAUGAGAACAAGGAGGAAGAGGAAGGAACAGAUAUCGAUGAAGACACUAUUGUGAAUCCUGGUAGAGACAGUGCCACUAACCAAAUAAGGAGAAAGGAACCCCAUAUUUCUACCACGACAAACUACAAUCGUGGGGGGACUAAAUACAAUGAGGCCAAGACUAACCGAUUUCCAACAAGAGGAAGUGCAUUCUCUGGAAAGAGUGAUGUUCCCAACACAUCUUUAGAUUCCACUUCCCAACCAGUCACUGAAUUAGCCCCAGAAAAAGAUGGUUUUUUGACUUCACAGACUGUGACCAAACUGCCACCUCACAUUCUGGAAGGCACGUCAGCCUCUUUAAGUGAUGGCUCUAAAACUAUUCUCAGAUUUCCACAGAUGAACUUGCCUGGGACUAUGGAAUCUUUAAAUACAGUUUCGAUAACAGAAUCUCAAGAGGUAUCUACUGAUAUCAGUGAGGAAGAGAGUUUCCUGACCAAUGUCAAGCUCGAUACAGGAGCUGAUGAUUCUUCAGGCUCCAGCCUUCCAACUACAGCUGUGCCAUUCAUCUCUGAGGACACGUCCCAUGGGUAUGUAUUUUCUUCAGAACACCCAGAGGCCAUCACAUAUGAUGUCCUUAUGCCUGAAUUGACAAGAAAUGCUUCAGAAGAGUCAGCCUCCUCAGGCUCGGAAGACUCUCUCAGGGAUCCUUCCGUGGAUGGAGAUGUGUGGUUUCCUGGUACUACAGAUGUGAUGACACAGCCUGAUAUUGGCUCAGGGAGAGAGGGCUUCCUCCAGACUAAUUACACCAAGAUACAUAUUGAGGAAUCCGAGAAGACAACUGAGUCCUCUUCUCCAGACCCACUGGUGUCACAGGCUCCCUCAGUCACAGAUACAGAAAUGCCAUCUUAUUCUUCAUUUGCCUACUUCCCAACCGAGGUAACACCUUAUGCUUUUACUCCAUCCUCCGGACCACACGAUUCAGUCGCCACUGUCAACAUGGUACAGUCGCAGACAACUCAGCCAGUAUACAAUGGUGAGACACCUCUUCCACCUUCCUCCAGUAGUGAAGCCUUUCCUCUAGUCACCCCUUUGUUGCUUGACAAUCAGAUCCUCAACACUGCCCCUGCCGCUUCGAGUAGUGAGUCGGCCUUGCAUGCUACGCCUGUGUUUCCCAGUGUCGGUGUGUCGUUUGAGCCCAUCCUGUCUUCCUAUGAGGGUGCACCUUCGCUUCCAUUUUCCUCUGCUUCCUUCAGUAGUGAAUGGCUUCACCAUCUGUCUACAGUCUCCCCCAUCCUUCCACAAGUUACGUCAGCUGGUGAGAGUGGUAAGGUGUCCCUGCAGGCUUCUCUGCCAGUGGCCGGGGGUGAUUUACUGCUAGAGCCCAGCCUUGCUCAGUAUUCUGACGUGCUGUCACAUCAGACCACUACUCGUGCUGCCUCAGAGACACUGGAAGUUGGUGGUCAUGGUUCUGGGGUCCUUUAUAAAACGCUUAUGUUUUCUGCACUUGAGCCAUCCAGCAGUGAUGUCAUGAUGCAUGCAAGUUCUUCAGGGCCUGAACCUUCUCAUGCCUUACCUGAUAUCAAGGGCCCCCAACACCUCCUCACUGCUUCUUACAGUUCUGCAAUACCCGUGCAUGAUUCCAUUGAGGUAGCUCAUUACGGUUCCUUCCUUAGCAGCCCUAGCCACCCACCGAUGCCCGAGUCUCUGUUAAUAACCCCCUCCACGUCAGUGCUGCCGCCCACCCAGGGCCUGUCUGGUGAUGGAGACUGGUCUGGAGCCUCCUCUGAUAGUGAAUUUCUUUUACCUGAUGGUCUGAUGGCCCUUAACCUUUCUUCACCUGUUUCUGUAGCUGAAUUUACCUAUACGUCAUCUGUGUUUAGUGAUGAUAAGACGCUUUCUAAAAGUGACGUAAUAGAUGGAAAUCAGACUGAACUGCAGAUUUCUUCUUUCAGUGGGAUGCUUUACCAUUCUGAAAGCACAGUCAUGCCUGACCUGUAUGAUAAUGUAAAUAAGUUGAAUACAUCUUUACGAGAAUCCCCUGUUUCCGUUUCUAGCACACACGGCAUACUCCCAGACUCUCUUGCUUACGCUGCCACUAAGGCUUUUGAUCAUGAGAUUAGUAGAAUUCCAGAAAAUAACUUUUCACUUCAGCCUACGCGUGCUGUAGCUCAAGCCUUUGGUGACACUUCUCUUAAACCCGUGCUUAGUGCAAACUCAGAGCCAGCAUCCUCUGACCCUGCUCCUAGUGAAAUGUUAUCUCCUUCAACUCAACUCUUGUUUUACGAGGCCUCAGCUUCUUUUAAUACUGAAGUGUCAUUGCUGCAACCUUCCUUUCAGGCUCCUGAUGCUGACAAAUUGCUUAAAACCGCUCUCCCAGCUGUGCCUAGUGACCCAAAAUUGGUUGAAACCCCCAAGGUUGAUCAAAUUAGUCCUACAUUGUCACAUCUCAUGGCAUCAAAUUCUGCUUCAAGUGAAAACGCACGGCUCGCUACGUCUGUACCAGGGUUUGAUGUAUCGCCUGCUUCUAAUAUGCCUGCUGCUUCACUUCAAGGUUUAACCAUUUCUUAUGCAAGUAAGAAAUAUUUUGAACCAGUUUUGCUUAACAGCGAACAUCCCCAACAAAGGGCGCCUUCCUUGCAUGGUAAUGAUGAGUUCUUACACGCUGCCGACGUGGAGAUCCGCCAUGCCUUUCCCCCAGGAGAGCGUGCAUUUGCUACUCCCGUUUUAUCGAUGGACAUGCCACCAAAUACACUUACAAAUAAGCUUAUGUAUUCUGAUGAAGUGUUCACCUCCAUCACGGGUUCUCUUGCCGAUGAGGUAUUUGCUGGUAUUCCAACAGUUGUUUCUGCUACACUCGUAACUGCUGAUCGUUCUGUUCCUUUAGGAAAUGGGUUGGCUUCCAUUACAGCUGUUUCUCCCAACAGAGAUGGUUCUGUUACCACUGCCAAGUCCCUGCUUCCUUCUAAACCAACUUCUGAGCUGACUCACAGAGCCAGAUCGGACGCUGAGCUAGUGGGUGGUGGUGAUGAUGGUGACACUGGUGAUGAUGAUGAUGAGGAUGACAGAGAUAGAGAUGGCGUAUCCAUAUAUAAGUGUAUGUCAUGCUUUUAUAGAGAAUCCCAGGAAAAGGUAAUGAAUGAUUCAGACCCCCAGGAAAACAGCCUUGUGGAUCCGAAUAACCCAAUCUCAUAUUCACUAUCUGAGAAGCCUGAAGAAGAAAAUAAAGUCACAGGUGUAACCUCAGACAGUCAGAGUGAUAUAGACAGAAGUCCUGACAAAUCACCACCUAUAAAUGUGCUCCCCCAAAAGCACUAUGAUGGAACACAGGCUGGUAACACCCAGCUUCCUUUCCCCCCAGAAUCUAAAGCGUGGGCAGUUCUUACCAGUGAUGAAGAGAGUGGAUCAGGGCACAGUACCUCAGAUAGCCUUAAUGAUAAGGAGACUUCUACAGAUUUCAGCUUUCCAGAUGUUAACGAAAGAGACGUUGAUGGGGCCCUGGAAGCAGGAGACUCAGAAAUAACUCCUGGACCCCCUCAGCCCUCAACACCGACUGUUACUAGCGGGCACUCAGAAGUAUUCAACAUUUCAGAGGCAGAGGCCAGUAAUAGUAGCCAUGAGUCUCGUAUUGGUCUAGCUGAGGGGUUGGAAUCUGAGAAGAAGGCGGUUAUACCCCUUGUGAUCGUGUCAGCCCUGACUUUUAUCUGUCUAGUGGUUCUUGUGGGUAUUCUCAUCUACUGGAGGAAAUGCUUCCAGACUGCACACUUUUAUUUAGAGGACAGUACUUCCCCUCGAGUAAUAUCCACACCUCCAACACCUAUCUUUCCAAUUUCAGAUGAUGUUGGGGCAAUUCCAGUAAAGCACUUUCCAAAGCAUGUUGCAGACUUACAUGCAAGCAGUGGCUUUACUGAAGAAUUUGAGACACUGAAAGAGUUUUACCAGGAGGUGCAGAGCUGUACUGUUGAUUUAGGCAUUACAGCAGACAGCUCCAAUCACCCAGACAACAAGCACAAGAACCGGUACAUAAACAUUGUCGCCUAUGAUCAUAGUAGGGUUAAGCUUGCACAACUUGCUGAAAAAGAUGGCAAACUGACUGAUUACAUCAAUGCCAAUUAUGUUGACGGUUACAACAGGCCAAAAGCUUACAUUGCCGCCCAAGGCCCACUGAAAUCCACAGCCGAAGAUUUCUGGAGAAUGAUAUGGGAGCAUAACGUGGAAGUAAUCGUCAUGAUAACAAACCUCGUGGAGAAAGGGCGGAGAAAAUGUGACCAGUACUGGCCUGCCGAUGGCAGUGAAGAGUAUGGGAACUUCCUGGUCACUCAGAAGAGUGUUCACACGCUGGCCUAUUACACUGUGAGGAAUUUUACUUUAAGGAACACAAAGAUAAAGAAGGGUUCCCAGAAAGGCAGACCCAGUGGGCGCGUGAUCACACAGUACCACUACACGCAGUGGCCUGACAUGGGUGUGCCGGAGUACUCACUGCCUGUGCUGACCUUUGUGAGAAAGGCAUCCCAUGCCAAGCGCCACGCCGUGGGGCCUGUGGUUGUCCACUGCAGUGCUGGAGUUGGAAGAACGGGCACAUAUAUUGUGCUUGACAGUAUGUUGCAGCAAAUUCAACAUGAAGGAACUGUCAACAUAUUUGGCUUCUUAAAGCACAUUCGUUCACAAAGAAAUUAUUUGGUACAAACUGAGGAACAGUAUGUCUUCAUUCAUGAUGCCCUGGUUGAGGCCAUACUUAGUAAAGAAACCGAGGUGACAGACAGCCAUAUCCACGCCUAUGUCAAUGCACUUCUCAUUCCUGGACCAACAGGCAAAACAAAGCUAGAGAAGCAAUUCAAGCUCCUGAGUCAAUCAAAUAUACAGCAGAGUGACUAUUCCACGGCCCUAAAGCAAUGCAACAGGGAAAAGAACAGAACCUCUUCCAUCAUCCCUGUGGAGAGAUCCAGGGUUGGCAUUUCGUCCCUGAGUGGGGAAGGCACAGACUACAUCAAUGCCUCCUACAUCAUGGGUUAUUAUCAGAGCAAUGAAUUCAUCAUCACCCAGCACCCCCUUCUCCACACCAUCAAGGAUUUCUGGAGGAUGAUAUGGGACCAUAACGCCCAGCUGGUGGUUAUGCUUCCCGAUGGUCAAAACAUGGCAGAAGAUGAAUUUGUUUAUUGGCCAAAUAAAAAUGAGCCUAUAAAUUGUGAAAGCUUUAAGGUCACACUUAUGGCUGAAGAACACAAAUGUCUGUCUAAUGAAGAAAAAAUUUUAAUUCAAGAUUUUAUCUUAGAAGCUACACAGGAUGAUUAUGUACUUGAAGUGAGACAUUUUCAGUGUCCCAAAUGGCCAAACCCAGAUAGCCCCAUUAGUAAAACUUUUGAACUUACAAGUAUUAUCAAAGAAGAAGCUGCCAGCAGGGACGGGCCCAUGAUCAUUCAUGAUGAGCAUGGAGGAGUGACCGCAGGAACUUUCUGUGCUCUGACAACCCUUAUGCACCAACUAGAAAAAGAAAAUUCCAUGGAUGUUUACCAGGUAGCCAAGAUGAUCAAUUUGAUGAGGCCAGGAGUCUUUGCUGACAUUGAGCAGUAUCAGUUUCUCUAUAAAGCCGUCCUCAGCCUUGUGAGCACAAGGCAGGAAGAGAACCCGUCCACGUCUCUGGACAGCAAUGGCACGGCGCUGCCUGAUGGAAAUAUAGCUGAGAGCUUAGAGUCUUUAGUUUAAUACAGAAAGGAGUGAGGAAAGUCCCUGUCUGAGCACUGUUUCCCUCCUUCUGAAAUCAGACAGGAAAAUCAGUUCCAUUUUUCUGUUACGUUUUCUUCCCAUCACCUGCCAGUAACUUUCAUGACAUAGGAUUCUGCUGCCAAAUUUAUAUCAUUAACAAUGUGUGCCUUUUUGCAGAACUUCUUGUAAUUCACUUACUCUGUUGUUUAAACUAAAAUGAUUGAAUUUUACAGUAUUUCUAGAAUGGAAUUAUGGUGGUUUUUUUGUAUUGAUUUUAACAGAAAAUUUCCACUUAUAGGUAUUAGGAAUUCCCGAUUACAGAAAACAUGUUUGUUUUUAGUGUCAAAUUUUUAGCUAUAUUUGUAGCAUUCAUCAGGUUUGCUAGAAAUAUAACUUUUAAUAUAGUCGACUGUAAAUAAAAUGCUCUGUUCCCUAUGAUAUUCAACAUUUUACAACUGCAGUAUUCACCUAAAGUAGAAAUAAUCUGAUACUUACUGUAAAUACUGCUCUAGUGUCUCUAUGGACCAAAUUUAUAUUUAUAAUUGUAGAUUUUUAUAUUUUACUACUGAGUAAGUUUUCUAGUUCUGUGUAACUGUUUAGUUUAAUGAUAUAGCUCAUUAUCUGGUCUUAUUCUAUAAAUCUUCUGAUAUUGUUCCGUGUUAUCUCAGCAAUUAACUGUUUUUAGCAUGUAAUUUUAACUUUUAUGGAAAAUAGAAGUACAUUUGUUUUGAAAGAUGUUUUUAUGAAAAUAACACCUUACCCAAUAUUGUUUAAAUGGUUUUUAUCCGAGGCAUUGCAAAAAUAAAUAUAAAUAUUGCCAUCA